ACAUUCUUGAGUAUCACUACAAUCAAUCAAGGUCGUGACAAUUUGUUAAUGUAAAACCUUCGAUGAAUGGCUCUUCGUCUUGUCGGUCACAACUGAACUGUCGAAUCAGCUGUCUUCAAACUGAGACCGUGAUAAAAUUGACGAGUUAGCCAGCUAGCUAGCUUUUGGACGAAAUUUUGUUAAAUCACAAGCUUCUGUGUUUUAUUUCGAUGUUGUGACGGAAACAGCUGUCUCUGCUUCUCACAACUGCUUAGGUUAUUUUUAACUGCAUUGUAUUUGCGGUCAUUUUAUAAUUCAAACGGGGAGAUCAAUUGGAGAAAAGGUAAUAAUAUGCUAACGAUAACUAGCUAGCUUGCUAGCCCAGCUCCUGCUUGUCCUGGGCGUGUUUUCAGAGGUUAUGCGUAGACAACAAGACUACAUAAGCAAGGUGAAGUAGCCAGUUAAUUAUCAACUCUGAUAAUAAACAUGGAGGCUCUUCACUGUCAUUAUCCUGACAGUCCUAACCUGAUAACUAGUUCUGUUUUGUUGUUGGCUAGCUUGCUAACUAUUUAACGAUUGAUUUUAGCUAUUGGUCUUGCUUGCCACGCUAUGUUUCAUGUGCAGCUGGUUGUUCAGGAUAAAACCACGAGCAUUCUCAACAAAAAAGAUUAAGAACGCGAUAUUCAGUUGGUUUUGGCCCAUGGCAUUAGGCUAGUUGGGCCUUUUGUUGUAGCCAUAUAACGUUAGCCUCCAUAAUAACACUUAGCGCCCUUAUUUGCUAUGCAUAUCUAUUAUCUUAACUAUGGACAGGGCCACAUAUCAAAACACCCUGCUGAUACCAUAUCAUUAGCUAACUACAUUGCUUUAACCUGUGUUAUCAUGUGUCAAUGUGGACUCCCACGCUAUAUUUUCAGCCAAGUGUCCAAAGAAUGCAACUAACGUUAACUAACUACUGUAGCUAGCUAGUAGGUCUACACACCAAGACAAUAAUGGUGAUGCUUUUCAAGUGACCUGUCAAACUGAUUGUUUUUCACAAAUCACAAUAUGUUGCUCAUACUGAUUACAGUAUUUGAACAGGUUGAUACAUCAUUACCAUUUAAUAUUGGCAGGGUCUUAAUGUCAAUUGGUUUUUUUGGUCAUGCAUUUUGCCAAAAAUAAAAGCAUUUAGAGACUGUUGUCACUGAAAUGGAUGUCAUUGUAAUGAAUAGGUUCGGUACUGUACAGCUAAAUCUGACCUGAUCCUAUUAUGUACACAGUGUGAAGGGGCUGGUUUGAUGUGCAAGGCACUGCGAGAGGAGGCACCAUGAGUGGGGAGCUGGAUGCACUGACUGUGGUGAACCAGCUACGAGAUCUUGCAGCUGACCCCCUCAACAGACGAGCCAUAGUACAGGACAACGGCUGCUUACCGGGGCUCAUCCUCUUUCUGGACCACCCCAACCCUCAGGUCGUAUACUCAGCAUUAUUGGUAAGGCUCAUCCACCACCAUUUGACCAUUUUGUUGGCUAUGCAUAAGGUCAGGAGUUUUUCCUGAACAUAUGACCUGGAAAAACUCCAGGCCCUAUUAUGCAGAAAUGUGACCUGAUCCUAUGAUCAAAUUAUCAAAAGGAAUUGGAACAGGGAAGAAGGACAGUCUAUCUUGAGUAUACCAUGCAGCAUGCGGUAAGUCAUUCAUAAGCAGCCCCCCCUGCUGUCAGGUUGUGUCAGGACAAGUUAGGUUAGAGUGACGGUGCGGAGGGCAAUCCACUGUGUCGGCGCCAGGCAGAAACACUGAUAUUUACCCAGCAACAUCUACAACAGGUUUUCCCAAACUCGGUCCAGGCUGUAAUAAUGCUCAUUAAAACUAGUUGCAAAAUAAACUAGAAAAUAUCAACAGAAAAAUAAAUUAAAAAGUGGUAGGUUGCAUCACCCAUAUCUGUAGACCGCAACAAAAAUAAAAUUGUGUUUUCUUGUAGCUACAUGAUUCAACAAUGUCAGUGUUUGGAGAAGAGUGUUCUUGGGCACAUCUCCUAGGAUGCGCACACACACAUCUGAGUGCUUUAUAUAAUAGUUCUUAUUUAGUGGUGACCUGGACAGUGUACACUCAGAGCCUGUACUUGUUACGUGUUUGCAUUGGUUAUGCAACACACACACACACACAGUACUAGCUCUCACAAGUGGUGUAAAGUACUUACAUUUUUUUGGGUAUCUGUACUUUACUAUUUAUAUUUUUGACUACUUUUACUUCACUACAUUCCUAAAGAAAAUAAUAUACUUUUUACUCCAUACAUUUUCCCUGACACCCAAAAGUACUCGUUCAUUUUGACAGGAAAAUGGUCCAAUUCACGCACUUAUCAAGAGAACAUCCCUGGUCAUCCCUACUGCCUCUGAUCUGGCGGAAUGACUAAACACACAUGCUUCGUUUAUAAAUAAUGUCUGAGUGUUGGAGUGUGCCCCUGGCUAUCCGUAAAUAUAUAAACAAGAAAAUUGUGCCAUCUGCUUUGCUUAAUAUAAGGAAUUUGAAAUGAUUUAUACUUUUACUUUUGAUACUUACAGUGGGGGAAAAAAGUAUUUAGUCAGCCACCAAUUGUGUAAUUUUCAUCAUAGGUACACGUCAACUAUGACAGACAAAUUGAGAAAAAAAAUCCAGAAAAUCACAUUGUAGGAUUUUUAAUGAAUUAAUUUGCUAAUUAUGGUGGAAAAUAAGUAUUUGGUCACCUACAAACAAGCAAGAUUUCUGGCUCUCACAGACCUGUAACUUCUUCUUUAAGAGGCUCCUCUGUCCUCCACUCGUUACCUGUAUUAAUGGCACCUGUUUGAACUUGUUAUCAGUAUAAAAGACACCUGUCCACAACCUCAAACAGUCACACUCCAAACUUCACUAUGGCCAAGACCAAAGAGCUGUCAAAGGACACCAGAAACAAAAUUGUAGACCUGCACCAGGCUGGGAAGACUGAAUCUGCAAUAGGUAAGCAGCUUGGUUUGAAGAAAUCAACUGUGGGAGCAAUUAUUAGGAAAUGGAAGACAUACAAGACCACUGAUAAUCUCCCUCGAUCUGGGGCUCCAUGCAAGAUCUCACCCCGUGGGGUCAAAAUGAUCACAAGAACGGUGAGCAAAAAUCCCAGAACCACACGGGGGGACCUAGUGAAUGACCUGCAGAGAGCUGGGACCAAAGUAACAAAGCCUACCAUCAGUAACACACUACGCCGCCAGGGACUCAAAUCCUGCAAUGCCAGACGUGUCCCCCUGCUUAAGCCAGUACAUGUCCAGGCCCGUCUGAUGUUUGCUAGAGUGCAUUUGGAUGAUCCAGAAGAGGAUUGGGAGAAUGUCAUAUGGUCAGAUGAAACCAAAAUAGAACUUUUUGGUAAAAACUCAACUCGUCGUGUUUGGAGGACAAAGAAUGCUGAGUUGCAUCCAAAGAACACCAUACCUACUGUGAAGCAUGGGGGUGGAAACAUCAUGCUUUGGGGCUGUUUUUCUGCAAAGGGACCAGGACGACUGAUCCGUGUAAAGGAAAGAAUGAAUGGGGCCAUGUAUCGUGAGAUUUUGAGUGAAAACCUCCUUCCAUCAGCAAGGGCAUUGAAGAUUAAACGUGGCUGGGUCUUUCAGCAUGACAAUGAUCCCAAACACACCGCCCGGGCAACGAAGGAGUGGCUUCGUAAGAAGCAUUUCAAGGUCCUGGAGUGGUCUAGCCAGUCUCCAGAUCUCAACCCCAUAGAAAAUCUUUGGAGGGAGUUGAAAGUCUGUGUUGCCCAGCGACAGCCCCAAAACAUCACUGCUCUAGAGGAGAUCUGCAUGGAGGAAUGGGCCAAAAUACCAGCAACAGUGUGUGAAAACCUUGUGAAGACUUACAGAAAACGUUUGACCUGUGUCAUUGCCAACAAAGGGUAUAUAACAAAGUAUUGAGAAACUUUUGUUAUUGACCAAAUACUUAUUUUCCACCAUAAUUUGCAAAUAAAUUCAUAAAAAAUCCUACAAUGUGAUUUCUGGAAUUUUUUUCUAAUUUUGUCUGUCAUAGUUGACGUGUACCUAUGAUGAAAAUUACAGGCCUCUCUCAUCUUUUUAAGUGGGAGAACUUGCACAAUUGGUGGCUGACUAAAUACUUUUUUCCCCCACUGUAAGUAAAUUUAAGCAAUUCAAUUUUCUUUUGAUACUUAAGUAUAAUUAAAACCAAAUACUUUUAGACUUUUACUCAAGUAGUAUUUUACUGGGUGACUUUUACUUGAGUCAUUUUCUAUUAAGGUAUCUUUACUUUUACUCAAGUAUGACAAUUGAGUACUUUUUCCACCACUGGCUCUCACUGCGCUUAAGUGGCUGGUUGGCUGCUCAGCCGUGUCUGUGUGUUUGUGUGUAUGAAUCUUUGCCUUUCUGAGUUUUAACACACACUCCCUCACCUUCACACAGACACACACACACACAACCAGAGAUAGUGAUAGCCCAAGGUUCGUUUAAGCUGUAAUGGCUUCCCUUGUCGUUCCAGGCUGUGCGCUACCUGGCAGAAUGUCGGACCAACAGAGAGAAGAUGAAGGGAGAGCUGGGCAUGAUGCUGAGUCUGCAGAAUGUCAUGCAGAAGUAAGUCCCCUCCCGUCACCGCACACAUUGGAAUGAGCACACACACACACUGUGCACUUUUCACUGAAAACCUGAUCCUGGUAUUUCUCUUGUUUUCAGAGGACAAUAAUUACCUCAGUGCCUGUCUGCAAAUGUUCUUGACAGGAAGGUUGUCUAAGGUUGCCAUGUCAGGAUAAAUUAGAUUAAUCCUGAAUUAAAGUCUGCAGGUAAACAAUUAAUUAGUUGUUUCCACACAUUGAGGGAUUUAAUGCAACCUGCCACUUGUUUUAAAAAAUAUCACAAUUGAUCUAGUCAGUAUCCCCACUGGUUUUUGUUAAAUUCUGAAUAAUGUUAGGGUUGCCAGGUAUUUCUCUCAAGGACGGUUAUCUCAGCUAAGUAGCUAAGUCUACACUUUCAUCACUGCGUCUGUCUCUUCAAAUAAAUACAUGUUAAUGUCUAUUGAAUGCCCUUUAGUUAGGCAUAAACAUUUAAUUUGCCCUUACUGUAUACUAGGCCUGGGAAUUGCCAGGGACCUCACGAUACGAUGUUAUAACCAUACUUAGGUGCCGAUACGGUAUGUAUUGAGAUUCGAUACUGCACAUUUUUUUGCUGUUUGAUGUUCCAAACAUAUUGCUCACUAUAUGUCUGCUGCAGUGGGAUGACAGAGCAUGAUUUUUUAAAAUCAGUCAUGGACAUAAAAGUGCUGAAAACAUGCUGGCUCACUAUUUUAAAAGAAGAUGGAGAACCAGCUAUAGGAUGAAAAAUACAGAGUUUUGGCGCAGAUACAGCCGACUAGCGUUAGCUAACGCUACCUAGCGGCAACAAAAACAACAACAAAUAUUUGUUUUUUCUAAUCGAUACUUGAAGUCAAAGUAUCGAUUUAUAAUAUCGUCCAAAAUAAUAUUGCGAUAUGUAACUGUAUCGAUUCCCCCCCCCUCCCCCAUAUCACUACUUAGUCAUUCAGUAAAAAAAGAUUGUGUUAAAAAGAAUGCCCUCUGUUACCUUUGGGUACCUUGCUAAAUCAAUAUGACUUACACAUUCUGGUCACCCAGAGGGGUCUCUAUACCUCCGAGGUGUGGGUGCUCCAGAUAGGAGGUUGUGUGCUCCCCCCCCACCCCCACUCCCCCUUGUGAGAGUAUCUGGAGGGUGUGUGGUGUUAAGUGACUGCUGUUUAUGACUGGCACUCAGAAGUGUGCCAGCGGUUGGCAGGCCUGGUAUCAGGCUGUAUGAUCUUCUCCCAGGGUAUAACUCUCUGUGAGGCUGACCCUGGGCCUAGAGCUAACCGGCCAGUCACUACAGCUAGCGACAGGCCCUAUCAAGAAGGGUCCUGCGGUCACACCGGCCCCCUCUGCUCCUAUUCCACACACAAUGACUUUGGGUGGAGGUCAUUCAUGGCUGGAGAGUGUGAACACAAGACUGAAGGGAAAGUCUAGCUAAGUUACCACUCCCAAGGCUCUGUAUUAUUAUUAUUAUUAUUAUUAGUACAGAGAUUUAGCUUGUGAACUGAGCUUUGUCCAGUCCAUUCACACAGAAGAACAAUGCCUAUAGCUUUCCGUAAGCCUGUCGCAUGCUUCCCAGUCAAACAUUUUUUGAGACGUUUUGGUGUUCGGCUGGGUUUUUUCCGGCUGUUAGCGCACACAACAUUUUUUUCUUGAGGCAAGUCAAUGUUUGGUAGCCGAAGUCUACACCCCUUUGUCGGUGAUAGGUCAACAGUAGGGGUGGGAACUAUGGACGCAAUUGUUCAAUUAAGUGUUUGCUCUCUUUCAACUAGAGAAACCAUGGAGCGCAGCAGCUAGGCCCUACUGUCCAAGUACUUCGCUCUGCAGCAUAGAAUGGGGCUGGGUUGGCCCCACCCACCACAUGUUUUCAUUGGUUGAGACGCAUUCGCAUUCCACCAUACUCGACACAACAGCCUGCGUCGUGAUACUCCAGCACCUACAUGUCACAGAUCAGUUAGCUGGCGAACAUUGAAGGUUUACAGUCACAUCUAACAAUGAAAAUCGUUUUCUAAUCUAUUUUUGGGUUAAUCAUUUAUGUUGCCUGUAAAUACUUUUUAUGCAUGCUAUGGUGUUCUAGCAAUUCACUUUUUCACAGGCAGAAAAUGUUUGUUUACUCCGUUGAUAUGGUCACCGACUGCGGUCUGUGUGGAAGAGUGGAAUUUGCAGUUCGCCUUCAAAAUAAAAGUCCCUUAUUGAAAGCGAUGCAAAUGGUUACAAAUAGAGGAAUCAUUCCAUAUUUGGACUAGAUAGUGCUAAACAAGGUUGGAAUGUUGUUACAUAAUUACAAAUUUAAAUAGAAUAAUUAGUUAGUUUGACAAUAAACAGAAAACUCCCCCGAUUGAAAUCCCACUGUGGAUGUAUUAGACUGCGUAAUUGCAUUGGGAGCAUACACUGUGUACAUCCUUACCUAUGGAUUGUGCACCCGUGAAACUGGGUAUCAGCCUACUCCGUGACACCCACAGAACACAACUAUGAAGCGUUUACACAAAUAUUCAUAAUAUUAACAUCUGUUACAAAACACCAAAAAGUGUAAUGGCAUUCGGCGAUUGUCAUUGGUUCUACACUCUUGUAGCCUGAAUUAAUUGAUGCGUUUUGCUGACAAAAGGACCUUUUUGUAGAAAAGAGUUGGGACACUUGAAAAUGGGCUGAGAUACAGGACUGUACCUGGAUGACAAGUGCAGUAACAAUUUUUUAAAGUUGUAUUUGUCACAUGCACAGUGAAAUGAUUAACUUGCAAGCCCUACCCAACAGUGCAGUAUUCCAUAUCAAAAUAUUAUAACUAAUAAAACAUUUUUAUUUAAAAUUUAAAAAAACGUAAGAAAUAAGAGAGGAAGCUGUAUACAGGGUCAGUACCAAAUGUACAAUGUGCAGGGAUACUGGAGUAUUUGAGGUAGAUAUGUACAUGUAAACAGGGAUACUGGAGUAUUUGAGGUAGAUAUGUACAUAUAAACAGGGAUACUGGAGUAUUUGAGGUAGAUAUGUACAUAUAAACAGGGAUACUGGAGUAUUUGAGGUAGAUAUGUACAUAUAAACAGGGAUACUGGAGUAUUUGAGGUAGAUAUGUACAUAUAAACAGGGAUACUGGAGUAUUUGAGGUAGAUAUGUACAUGUAAACAGGGAUUAGGAGAAAGUGACUGGUAGCAGGAUUAAUAAUAAUAAUAAUAAUAACCAUGAUACAGAGGUGGGGGUGUUUUGUUUUUCAUUUUUUUAAUAAGCUUUUAUUUUAAUAUUUACCACUGUAGCAGUACAAAUAACAUUUUUAACAAAUAGGAGAAUGGUUAAAUUAGCAUUAUUUAGAACCCCCCAAAGUUUGACUGUUGCAUUAAGGGGGACUCAUGUCUCAUUCAGGGGGUCUGAGACCCCCCUGGCACCCCCGUAAUUCACACUCGGCACCAUGAAAUGGGGUAUCAGCCUACUCAGUGACACCCACAGAACACAACUAUGUGGAGUUUACAUAAAUAUUAGCGUCUUAGCUCGUACUGAAGGACUCUGAAACCACUGUGAAAUUAGCCACAUUAGCUCUGAAUGUUCAUAGUUGUGUUCUGUGGGUGUCACUGAGUAGGCUGAUAAUCUGUUUCAUUGGUGCACAAUCCAUAGGUAAGGCUGUACAUUGCAUAUACAGUGCAUUCAGAAAGUAUUCAGACACCUUCACUCUUUCCACAUUUUGUUACAUUGCUGCCUUAUUCUAAAAUUGAUUAAAUUGUUUUUUUUCCCCUCAUCAAUCUACACACAAUACCCCAUAAUGCAAAAACACGUUUUUUAGAAAUCUUAGCAAAUUUAUUAAAAAUAAAAAACGGAAAUAUUACAUUUACAUAAGUAUUCAGACCCUUUACUCAGUACUUUGUUGAAUCACCUUUAGCAGCGAUUACAGUCUUGAGUCUUCUUGGGUAUGACGCUACAAGCUUGGCAAACCUGUGUUUGGGGAGUUUCUCCCAUUCUUCUCUGCAGAUCCUCUCAAGCUCUUUCAGUUUGGAUGGGAAGCAUUACUGCACAGCUAUUUUCAGGUCUCUCCAGAGAUGUUCGAUCGGUGUUCAAGUCCGGGCUCUGGCUGGGCCACUCAAGGACAUUCAGAGACUUGUCCCGAAGCCACUCUUGCGUUGUCUUGGCUGUGUGCUUAGGGUCGUUGUCCUGUUGGAAGGUGAACCUUCGCCCCAGUCUGAGGUCCUGAGUGCUCUGGAGCAGGUUUUCAUCAAGGAUCUCUCUGUACUUUGCUCCGUUCAUCUUUGCCUCGAUCCUGACUAGUCUCCUAGUCCCUGCCGCUGAAAAACAUCCCCACAGCAUGAUGCUGCCAUCACCAUGCUUCACCGUAGAGAUUGUGACAGGUUUCCUCCAGACGUGACGCUUGGCAGUCAGGCCAAAGAGUUCAAUCUUGGUUUCAUCAGACCAGAGAAACUUGUUUCUCAUGGUCUGAGAGUCCUUAGGUGCCUUUUGGCAAACUCCAAGCGGGCUGUCAUGUGCCUUUUACUGAGGAGUGGCUUCUGUCUGGCCACUCUACCAUAAAGGCCUGAUUGGUGGAGUGCUGCAGAGAUGGUUGUCUUUCUGGAAGGUUCUCCCAUCUCCACAGAGGAACUCUGGAGCUCUGUCAGAGUGACCAUUGGGUUCUUGGUCAACUCCCUGACCAAGGCCCUUCUCCCCCGAUUGCUCAGUUUGGCCAGGCAGCCAGCUCUAGGAAGAGUCUUGGUGGUUCCAAACUUCUUCUAUUUAAGAAUGAUUGAGGCCACUGUGUUCUUGGGGACCUUCAAUGCUGCAGAAAUGUUUUGGUACCCUUCCCUAGAUCUGUGCCUCGACACAAUCAUGUCUCUGAGCUCUACGGACAAUUCCUUCGACCUCAUGGCUUGGUUUUUGCUCUGACUUGAACUGUCAACUGUGGGACCUUUAUAUAGACAGGUGUGUGCCUUUCCAAGUCAUGUCCAAUCAAUUGAAUUUACCACAGGUGGACUCCAAUCAAGUUGUAGAAACAUCUCAAGGAUGCUUAAUAGAAACAGGAUGCACCUGAGCUCAAUGUAGAAAUCGCUCCGCCAUUUCCUGGUUGCUAAAAUUUUAAUAGUUUGCCUAAUUUCAGUUUAUGUGACAAAACAAGCAAGUAUAGUGUAGAGAAUCAUUGUACCAUCUUAAACCACUGUGAAAUAUAUUUUCCAUAACCACAGAUAUUGUCUUUUCAGCUGUUUAUAACCACAAAUGUUGUAUUUUCAGCUGUUUGACGCAGGUUUACAAAACGCAAAAACAAAACUUAAGCACGGGAAGCAUAGACAUAGCACCCGUAGAACAUAUCUACCGCUUCUUAGACUUGGUUUCAAUGAGUGACAGAUCUAUAACACACAUUUCUAUGUGAAUUUGGUCAGGUUGCCCAAAAAGUUACUUAUUGCAGCUUUAAAUGAUAUUAGACUACUACUUUCAUUAACAGUAUAAUUAUUCGACCUUUUAGAGACGGACAGAGACCUUUGUGAAUGUUUGGCCAUUUAUGAGUGUAGUGUGGUAAUUUCUCCUCCAACGAGGCUGGCUAUUUAUACAGUGAAAAGGUCAGGUGGUGACAGGCCUGUCACACUGGCUCUCUGUAGGGGACCACCCUACACUGGCUCUCACCCCCCCCCCCCCCCCCCCCCCCCCCCCCCCCCCCCCCCCCCCACCCCACCCCACCCCACCCCCCCCCCUCCAUGCAGCUGCAGUAUGUCUGGCAGAGAGACACGUUUUAGAAAUAUCAACCACUCAGCCCAGUCGGCUCUGGGAGAGACUUGGACAGGCCCAGACCACAGGAGAGGACACCCAACUGUAAAGGAGACCACCGUCGUCGUGUUGUACAGAGAGGAAGAGUAGACAUGGAUACUUUGCUGUUUAUGCGUCCACUUCCUUAUUGACAUGGAUUCAUUGGUACCAUCUUGCCCUUGUCUGGAUUUGAAGAGAGGACUUGGACAUGACGAAAAAGUCAAGGUUAUUGAAAUAAAAUGUGUAAAAAGAAAAUCUCACACAGCAAGUAUGCCUUUGUUUGCAGAGAUAACUGUCCACAAAAUUAUUUUAAAAAAUGUAACUUUUGAUACUUAACUUCUUUAUUUCUCCCGCCCUCUAUUCUCCCCCCCCCCCCACCUCUCUCUCUCCCUCCCUAACCCUCCCCUUCCACCCUCCCCCUCAUCUCCACCCCCUCCCUCCCUCUCUCCCACCUCUCUCUCCUCCCUAACCCUCCCUCAGGAGCACCUCCCCAGGGGAGACCAAGCUGCUGGCAUCUGAGAUUUAUGAGAUUCUGCAGGCGGCUGGUAAUGACCAGGCAGAGCAGGCCGAGGCUGAGGCUGCCUCCUGCAGACGCAAGGCCCACUUCUUCCUGGGCUCCACCAACAAGAGGGCCAAGACUGUGGUGCUGCACAUCGAUGGCCUGGACGACUCAGUGAGUGGAUGGUGGUGUCUCCAGCUUGUACACACACAGUCCCAUAACACACCCUGAGGAGAGCAGUUUGCCAGACCGAAGGUCCAGGCUACAUUCCAAACUGGUUGCUUGCUCCAUGAUUUCUUGCCUUAAUGUGUCUCCCUGGGAUGAAAAUUGGCGAAAAAAUAGAAUCUCAGUUGUCGUUAUUGUGAUAGGUUAACACAGUCGAUAAGUCACCACCUCUAAGAAUCCUUGAGUUGGGCAUAUUGUCGCCCUGUUGUCAAUGUGACCACAUAGUCUAACGCACAUUGUCAGGUAGUGUGGGUCAGUGUUGUAAAUGUCAGCCAUUGAACAGCAGGGUGUUGAGAUUAAACCUGAACACCACACCACAGGAUAGCUGCACCUGGCCAGAUCACAUUACACCAGACAGACAGCCUCAGUGACGACCACACAUACCAUAACACACACACAAGACAAUGGAAGAUGAGCUCUAUUACUGUGUUGGACCUGUGUAUGAAUGCAACAUUAAACCCCUCCAUCUGAAUAGAAUGUGAAGGUUUACAGGGUUUCUGGGUGACCAUUUUAUGUCAAGACUGGAUUGGCCUUGUCGUCUGUACAUUUUACCUGUCUCUCUCCAUCCCUCAGACUCGUAGAAGUCUGUGUGAGGAGGCCCUGUUGAAGAUCCGAGGGGUGAUCAGCUUCACCUUCCAGAUGGCUGUGAAGAGGUGUGUGGUCAGGAUCCGCUCUGACCUCAAGGCUGAGGUGAGUUACCCUAUCCACAAUGUAAUUCCAUGGCACUGGGAAAUGGAUGAAGAACAUCCCUCUUUUGAUUACUUUGUAAUCCUGUGAUGAAGAGCCUCCAUCUUUGUGUUCCUCAGGCACUAGGCACGGCGAUCAACUCCACCAAGGUGAUGAAGGCUGCACAGGUGGUGAAGGGAGAGGAUGGAGGAGAGGUGAGUAGAGUAGAGAGAGGGAGGGAGGGAUAGUACUGUCAAAUCAAAUUCAACUUUAUUUAAAGUGCAUUUAAAAUCACAACUCACUUUACAGUAAAACAAUAAAAUGAAGGUGAACAGAAGCUAAUAAAAGAAUGUUUAAAAAAUAUAUAAAAAAAGAUGUCUAAAAUAAUCAGUGGUGUAAAGUACUUAAGUAAAAAUACUAUACGUUUUUUUGGGGGGUAUCUGUACUUUAAUAUUUAUAUUUUUGACAACUUUUACUUUUACUUCACUACAUUCCUAAAGAACAUUAUGUACUUUUGACUCCAUACAUUUUCUCUGACACCCAAAAGUACUUGUUACAUUUAGAAUGCUUAGCAGGACAGAAAAGGGUCAAUUUUACACACUUAUCAAGAGAACAUCCCUGGUCAUCCCUACUGCCUUUGAUCUGGUGGACUCACUAAACACAUGUUUCGUUUGUAAAUUAUGUCUGAGUGUGACCCUGGCUAUCCAUAAAUAAAUAAAAACAAGAAAAUGGUUCCGUCUGGUUUGCUUAAUAUAAGGAAUUUGAAAUUAUUCGUACUUUUACUUUUACUAUUGAUACUUAAGUAUAUUUUAGCAACUACAUUUACUUUUGAUACUUAAGUAUAUUUAAAACCAAAUACUUUAAGACUUUUACUCAAGUAGUAUUUUACUGGGUGACUCACUUUUACUUGAGUCAUUUUCUAUUAAUUUAUCUUUACUUUUACUAAAGUAUGACAAUUGGGUACUUUUUCCAGCUCUGAAAAUAAUUUUGAAAUUAUUGAUUCAAGCCCAUGCUCAAUAACUGUAAAAUAAUGUAUUAAACUUCAAGCUAAAAGAGUGGGUUUUCAAACGUGAUUUAUAAACCGAAACUGUGUCUGGCCCUCUUACCUGACAGGGUAAGUCGUUAUAUUAGUGUGCUGUUGCAGCUUUGACUAGGACUUCUUCUUUCUUUGGAAAUGUCCACACCCAGUGGGAGUAGGCAUGGGGAUUAGGAAUGGUAGAGCUCUUUGCCAGCCCAUACGUCUCUAUAUCUUGGUGUGCUGGGGAUAUGUCUAUAUCUUGGUGUGCUGGGGAUAUGUCUAUAUCUUGGUGUGCUGGGGAUAUGUCUAUAUCUUGGUGUGCUGGGGAUAUGUCUAUAUCUUGGUGUGCUGGGGAUAUGUCUAUAUCUUGGUGUGCUUGGGAUAUGUCUAUAUCUUGGUGUGCUGGGGAUAUGUCUAUAUCUUGGUGUGCUGGGGAUAUGUCUAUAUCUUGGUGUGCUUGGGAUGGUAGCUUGAUCCCAGAUGAAUCUGGGUUAUUUGGAGUGACACCAUUAGCUGGUCAUAUCACUCUGUCCUAAGGGCAUUACUCACCGCCAAGUCACAUGACCAAUCCCAGCAUGCCCUGGGAGCAGUAUGGCACUACACCAUGUAUCUUUGGGAAACCACAACCCCCAUCAGAGGAGACAGAGCCACCAACAGAACUCUCCCUCCUGUCUGAAGUAGUUAAAUUAGACUAGGGGGAGUUUUCUUCCUUGGGGUGCUCAAUCAUGGCCUGAAAUGGCCCUCUCCAAAACAAGCCACAGCUCCUCACUGACCUGCUGCUGUUCCUCUUCUGUCCAUCAGGGGGCAGAGCUGGUUGAUUUAUGUUUCAGAGAUGACAGUGGAGAGGUAGAGAAUAGCUUGAAGUUGCCUGAUCUUGGUGUUGUUUUGUCUGCACUAUUUUUGUCCCCCACAAUGAAAUUGGGGAGGGGACUGUGGAUCUGUCUACGUCCAUAUGUUCGUCACACACAAUAUCUCAGACAGCACUGGCCCGAUUUUGACGUAACUUGGGUGAAUGAUGCGUCUUGCCAUAGAGAUCCAGCAUUUACAUAAUUACACUGAUUGUCCAGAUGGUGGCGCUAUAACAAGCGAUUGUAAAUGCCUACCUUGAAAGGUCACGCCACUCAACCCGUUUGACCUAAAGUCAUGAAAUCCGGUACAUAGAUCCCUCUCCUCACAAGGAACACAUUUGCCUCAUGGACCCAUAAGGUCCGCCAUGAUGGAUUUUCAGCCAUUUAGAAUUUUGUGAAAAACACUUAAAACGCUACUCUGGCACCGAAUGACCGAUCUGCAUAAAACUUGAUAUGUUGCAUCUAUGGACAAAGGUCUCUCAACACAAUAUUUUCCAGAUUAGUACCUCAAACAACAUGGCCACUAUUGACUAAUAAACAUUAACGUGGGCGUGGUCUGGCACAUAAAUGCAUAUAAUUCAGUCACAGAUAUUCGUAUUGUAACAAAAUUUGGUAAACAUGUUGCAAACACUGUCAAGACUCAACAUAUGCAAGAACAUUCAUAUCAACCACACGGUGGCGCUAUAAAGGGGACAUUUUUUGUUACUACCAGUAUAGUCUAGUUUGAAUUGUCACUAAUUGGCCCAAGUUGGGGGGAGGGGGCGGCGGCGGCGGCGGCAUCAUUCGUGGAAGACGACAUGUUUACUGUUGCCUUGUUUAAUUAAACCUGUUUGCUACUAGGCAUGGAUUCUGAACAAUUGUUGUCUAUCUCUCUCUCCCCCCUCCCUCUGUCUGUCCCACCCUCCCUCCCACCGUCCCUACGUCCCACACUCUCUCCCUCCCUCCCUCCAUCUGUUCCCCCAGCUGAUGCUUCCAUUCCAGGAGGGUGCGGAGGUGGUGGUGGAGCACAAUGUGGACAUCCCAGACUACCUCCCCGAGGAGGAAAGCCCGUCUCAGGAGCAGGACAAGGCCGUGACCCGCGUGGGCUCCAUCACAGACGGCGUGGGCUGGCUCAGCACCGCCGCCAACUUCCUGUCCCGCUCCUUCUACUGGUGACCACUUCCUGUGUCAGUCCCCAUCGUCACAACCCGAUACCACCAACUGACGGUCGAUCGCUUAGGCCACCAGCCCUGCCCCUUCCCCAGUCAUCCAGCUCUUCUACUCUCUAGUCCCUCUCAGCAGCCACACAGAGUACAACUCUGCUCAGUGUGUCUAUAAGGAGCACUGGACUGCCAAGCACAACCUACAUUGGGUUGCAAAAUUCCGGGAACUUUCAAUAAAUUCCCUGGUUUUCCCGAAAUCCCGGUUGGAGGAUUCCCGGAAUCAGGAGGGAAGAAGCUGGAAAGCCGGUAGCCUCCAACCAGGAUUUCUGGAAAACCAGGGAAUUUACUGACAGUUGCUGGAAACUUGCAAUCCUGAACCUGCAAUAACCUUCACUUGUAUAUAAGAGGAAAUAAGCUAAGAACAUGCUAGCUACUGU
This is a messenger RNA of Coregonus sp. 'balchen', 15043 nucleotides long. NCBI's taxonomy places the organism in Eukaryota, Metazoa, Chordata, Actinopteri, Salmoniformes, Salmonidae. The record is from the annotation of a GenBank genome assembly.